CCCGCUUCUUUUGCUCCUCUCCUCCUCCUUUUUUUUUCCUUAACACUUCCUCACCUCCUCCCUCUACUACACAUUCACAUUCAGUCAUCGACGGAUAGUCACCAUCGUGCAUCAUGGAUGAGAUUGCAAAGGAAUACGACGUCAUCGUGCUGGGCACUGGACUGACCGAGUGUAUUCUCUCUGGUGUCUUCAGUGUCAAGGGCAAGAAGGUCCUCCACAUCGACCGGAAUGACCACUAUGGCGGAGAGGCGGCAUCCGUGAACCUCGAGGCGCUCUUCAAGAAGUAUGGCAACUACCGCGAAGGCGAGGAGCCCUGGAAGGCGUAUGGCCGCCUCAACGACUGGAACAUCGACCUCGUUCCCAAGUUCCUCAUGUCCUCGGGCGAGUUGACCAACAUCCUCGUCUCCACCGACGUGACACGAUAUCUCGAGUUCAAGCAGGUUGCCGGCAGCUACGUCCAGCAGGGCUCUGGAAACAAGGCUACCGUCGCAAAGGUGCCUUCUGACGCCCCGGAGGCUCUGAAGUCCCCCUUGAUGGGUAUCUUUGAGAAGCGACGCAUGAAGUCCUUCAUUGAGUGGGUCGGCACUUUUGACAUCAACGACCCCGCGACACACAAGGGUCUCGACAUCAACGGCUGCACCAUGAAGGAUGUCUUUGACAAGUUCGGACUCGAGACGACCACCAAGGACUUCAUUGGCCACGCCAUGGCCCUGUACCUUACCGACGACUACAUCACCACCCCCGGCCAAGCCCCCGAGGCCAUCGAGCGCAUCCGCCUCUACGGUAACUCGGUCGCUCGAUAUGGCAAGUCCCCUUACAUCUACCCUCUCUACGGUCUCGGCGAGCUCCCCCAGGGCUUUGCCCGUCUGUCCGCCAUCUACGGUGGCACUUACAUGCUCAACACCCACGUCGACGAGAUUCUGUACGAGGGCGACAAAGCUGUCGGUAUCAAGGCCACCAUGUCUGGUGUUGAGGAGAUGAAGUUUGAGACCAACGCCAAGCUCAUCCUCGGUGACCCUUCAUACUUUGCCGAUAAGACCAAGGUUGUCGGCCACGUUCUGCGUGCCAUCUGCAUCCUGAAGCACCCUCUGGCUGGUACCAACGACAGCGACUCGGCCCAGCUCAUCAUUCCCCAGUCCCAGGUCGGCCGCAAGAACGACAUCUACAUCGCCUGCGUUUCGUCCGCCCACAACGUCUGCCCCAAGGGCUACUGGAUCGCCAUCGUCUCUACCAUCGCUGAGACCACGGCUAACCACCACCUUGAGCUCCAGGCCGGUCUGGACCGCCUCGGAAAGAUCGAGGAGCAGUUCAUGGGCCCCCCCAUCCCCAUCUACGAGCCCAACUCAGACGGCACCAACGACAACAUCUUCAUCUCCAAGAGCUACGACGCCACCAGCCACUUCGAGACCACCACCGACGACGUCAAGGACAUUUACCGUCGCGCGGCCGGUGAGGAGCUCAAGGUUGAGGGCUUGAGGGAUGGCAUCCAGGUCGCCGAGGAACAGUAGAGAGCUCGCGACCACGAGUCUGGGCUGGGGCUGGAGAAACCAAAGGAGAAGGUGAGCCGCGCAAUGGAGACAACGGCGUGCGUCAGCUUUGUUCUCAUGACUGUAAUCAUCAUUAUGACAACGGUUGUUGUGGCUACCCACGACAAACCGAGGGUGAAGAAACUGUCUCUGUAGACGACAAGCAACCCUUGAAAUAUACCUUUUUUCGAUAGUAGCUCACGUAUGAUUCAAUAAUCAAUCAUAUGAUAA
Molecule: messenger RNA, 1757 nt
Organism: Fusarium vanettenii 77-13-4
Lineage: Eukaryota; Fungi; Ascomycota; Sordariomycetes; Hypocreales; Nectriaceae
Exons: 8
Coding region: 114-1508 (464 amino acids)
Biological process (GO): protein transport; small GTPase-mediated signal transduction; vesicle-mediated transport
Cellular component (GO): cytoplasm
Molecular function (GO): Rab GDP-dissociation inhibitor activity
Source: RefSeq, a predicted model, not a curated record